Messenger RNA from Talaromyces marneffei, 1029 nucleotides. RefSeq lists its product as uncharacterized. The coding region runs from base 1 to 1029 and encodes 342 amino acids. Gene Ontology annotation, molecular function: structural constituent of ribosome. The transcript is spliced from 2 exons. Gene Ontology annotation, cellular component: mitochondrial large ribosomal subunit; ribosome. Lineage: Eukaryota; Fungi; Ascomycota; Eurotiomycetes; Eurotiales; Trichocomaceae. Gene Ontology annotation, biological process: translation; ribosome assembly. The record is from RefSeq and is a predicted model, not a curated record.
AUGGCCUCAAGGGGCGCCACUCUGCCCUACAGGCAGCUCAUACAGAGCUCCCGCUCGACAUUAGCAUCCCGCCGAACAAUUAGCUACACUCGCCCAUUACGCGCCGAGGUCGAGCAGGAAAAGAAUGAAAAGGACAGCAAGAAUACGAAAAAACCUUCUCUCUUCGACUCGAUGAGAGGCUUUAUGUUCAGCAGACCAGCACAGCCCGGAGACAAACCAACACUAAAACCUCAACCUUCUUCACAAAUGCAGCGGUCAGGUUCCUUGAGCCAAGACUCGAUUUUCGCUGAUGAGGCUGCUGGUGAAUUCGAGGAAGAAGAGGUCCCAGACAAGACCGUUCCUGCCAAAUUGCAAGACCGAUUGUGGAGUAAUAUGCAAAAGUCAAUUGAUCCCAGACCCGAAGCACGCAAGCGAUGGGAGCGAAAGAUGAUCAUUCGAGAGAUCCGGAAACGGGGUCGUUUGACAAAGCAGGAAAUUAUUAUGGCGACGGAGCGUGAAUCGCUCGUCAAGUCUCAUUGGUUCAAGACUUCGGUCAAGAAAUUGACGCCGCUGGCACGACAGAUUGCAGGCAAAAACAUCGAUGAGGCUAUUUUGCAGAUGCGAUUUAGCAAGAAGAAAGUCGCCAAGGAUGUUUUGGAACAUUUGAAGCUCGCCAAAAACACAGCUAUUGUCCGUCACGGUAUGGGGCUUGGGAAAGCAGACGAGUCCAGCAACAAGAUCCAACCGAUCGACGUCAUUCUGAAAGACGGCGAAAAACACACUAUAACCGACCCAACAUCGAUUUAUAUUGCAGAGGCAUGGGUCAACAGAGGUCCUUUCGACACAGGAUACGACCACCGAGCUAGAGGAAAGAUCAACCUUUUACGUCUGCCAUAUACUGGUCUGUCUGUGGUGCUCAAGGAGGAAAAGACUAGAAUUCGCGAGUGGAAGGACCGAGAGACGAGGGCGCUACGCCAGCGUAAAUCCCAGCUGUGGACACAGUUACCGGAUCGACCUGUGUCGCAACAGAACCAGUACUACAGCUGGUAA